AUGGGGUUGUUCAAAGUUGAUGGCUGGGACCUAAAGACUGAAAAUGUGGCUUACUACGAUGCCAAAUCUGCCAAGGGCCAAGAGAAGAAGAAAGAGCAGAAGGAAAAACGUAAAGAGCAGAAGAAACAGCAAAAUGAAUUGAAAAAUUUGAAGCAUCAGCCUGAACCUGCUCAAGAAGAUGUUCCACAGAAGAAGAGAAAGACUAAAGAUUCUUCCAGUAGCUCUACUAGCAGUGUACCUGCUCCGAAAAUUGAGAGAAAGUUGACUCCGUUGCAACAAAAAAUGAUGGCUAAACUAACUGGAUCCAGAUUUAGGUGGAUCAAUGAACAAUUGUACACUAUAAGUUCAGAGGAUGCGCUAAAAAUGAUCAAAGAGCAACCUCAGCUAUUUGACGAAUACCAUGAUGGGUUCAAAUCACAAGUGGAAUCAUGGCCUGAAAAUCCUGUAGAUGUAUUUGUAGAAGAGAUACGUCAAAGAUCGAAAAGACCUGUCAAUGCUCCAGGUGGACUACCAGGUUUAAAAAAUAAGCAGAUUGUCAUUGCCGAUAUGGGGUGUGGAGAAGCCCAAUUGGCUCUUGAUAUUAACAAAUAUUUUGCUCAAAUUAAUAAGAGGUCUAAGCCAAAUCACCGAAAAUCCCAUGUGGUUCACAGUUUUGAUCUAAAGAAGGCCAAUGACCUAAUUACCGUGGCAGAUAUAAAAAACGUACCGUUACCGGAUAAUUCAUGUACGAUUGUCGUUUUCUGUCUAGCUCUAAUGGGGACUAACUUUCUAGAUUUUAUUAAAGAAGCCUAUAGGCUCUUAGCACCAAGAGGUGAAUUGUGGAUUGCAGAGAUUAAAUCGAGAUUUGCAGAUGGGAAAGGUGAAGAAUUCGUUGAAGCAUUAAAACUGUUAGGAUUUUUCCACAAGAAAACCGAUAAUGAAAAUAAAAUGUUUACCAGGUUUGAAUUCUUUAAACCUCCACAGGAAAUUAUCGAGGAAAGAAGGGCUAAAUUAGAAAGAAAGCAUAAAUUUAUAGAGACAGAAAAUGAAAGGGAAGCUUUAGAGGAUAAGAGACUAAAGGAAUCUGAAGGUAAAUGGUUAUUAAAACCUUGUAUCUAUAAGAGAAGGUAA
Zygosaccharomyces rouxii is the source of this 1110-nucleotide messenger RNA. RefSeq names its product 25S rRNA (adenine645-N1)-methyltransferase (gene RRP8). NCBI's taxonomy places the organism in Eukaryota, Fungi, Ascomycota, Saccharomycetes, Saccharomycetales, Saccharomycetaceae. Gene Ontology annotation, biological process: ribosomal large subunit biogenesis; rRNA methylation. The record is from RefSeq and is a predicted model, not a curated record. Gene Ontology annotation, molecular function: rRNA (adenine) methyltransferase activity. Gene Ontology annotation, cellular component: nucleolus. Bases 1 to 1110 code for a protein of 369 amino acids. The transcript has a single exon.